AUGGGUGAAGAGCUAAGAGAUGCGACAGAAUUGUUGGAUGACAAGGAAAAUAUUCCGUCGCAUUCAUAUAAAAAGUAUAUUAAACUUAUUUUACCGCAUGUUAUCUUGGUUGCUGUGGUAUGUUUAUAUGCGGUAGCUGGUGCUUGGGUUUUUUAUAGUCUCGAAUCACCUCAUGAAGAUAAGUUGAAGAAAAUUGGUAUAGAAAAGAUUGAUGAAUUACGAAAAGAGUUAAUUCAAGCGUUAUGGAUAAAACGUAGUGAACUGAAAAGAACCAAAAUGGAUAGUUGGACUCGCGUGACCGACGUGAAACUUCAAACUUUUAAUGAAUAUUUGUAUAAAGCAUUCAAGGAACAUUAUGUUAGAUAUGCAGAUAUUCACAUUUUCAAAGCAAAUAUCGAUAAACGCAACACUAAUACGAAAGGGAGAAGAAGGAAAUCGAAACAUCGACUAAAAUUAAUUAAAAGCAAAAAAUUAUGGACUGCAAGUAGUGCUAUAUUCUUUGCAGCAACAACUAUGGCUACUAUAGGUUACGGUAACAUUGUCCCAGUAACAUCAUAUGGCCGAAUUGCUUGUAUUAUAUUUGCAUUAUUUGGUGUACCAUUGGCUAUUAUAACAAUUGGUGACCUUGGCAAAUUUCUAUCGGAAUGUAUCAUAUGGCUUUAUACUAAGUCGAGAAAAUCUCGCUGUUCACGUCAUUUUAUCAAUUUUAAAUGGCUAACCAAUCGUAAUCCAGAAUUAAGGUCAUCGGACAAAUCUAAUGAAGCAAUGAAACAGUUUAUAAAUUGGGAUGACCUUGCAUUGGAUAAAGCGGAAGUGCCUUUAGUCUUAGUCUUUGCUAUACUUCUCUUUUACAUUGCCUUUGGUGGUCUUCUAUUUGCUUCGUUUGAACCAUGGACUUAUAUGGACGCAUUUUAUUUUUGUUUUGUUUCGCUUACUACAAUUGGAUUUGGUGAUUUUGUGCCUGAAAGUCAGGAAUAUGUACUGCUCAUGUUGAUUUAUCUGGGAUUUGGUCUUGCUGUGACAACAAUGUGUAUCGAUUUGGUUGGUAUUCAAUACAUUCAAAAGAUUCAUUAUUUUGGCCGAAAAUUUCGCGCUGCCGAUAUAUUGCAAUUGCUCAAACGAAGACAAAUGAUUGAACAUGGUUUGACAGUUGAUCAAAGUGAUGAACUUUUAAAAUUAUACCUCAGACAACUUCAAGAAGCAGGGAAUGAAUCAUUGGAAGAAUCAAAAUGGCAUUUAUGUAACAAUGCAUUAGAGAUGCUUACUCCAUCAAAUUAUGAUAUCAGUGAUGAUAACAAUAACAGUGAUUUACAAUGUAUAGAAAUACAUAAAAUAUCUUCCAUUGAACAUGCACAGAUUACACUUCAUGCAGCUGCAAGUAUGCAAUCAUCGUCAAAAUCACUUGCAAUUUGUGAUGAAAAAGGAUUUAAGCAAUUACACAAUAAAUUAAAUCCUAGUAAUCAAAUUGAUGAAAAGCAACAAAAUUUUUCCAAUCAUUCAUCAAUUCAAUCAAUAUUACUACCAGAAACAUCACUAGAAGGAAUUAAAAAUGAAAAUUAUCGCAAACCAUCAUCACCACUUGAUCGAUUCUCUAUGACUUCCUCAUCUGAACGAUUAUCAAAUUUGAAAUUAAUUGCAACAAAUUCUCCCAUUCCUAUCAAAGGACAGCCAUUGUCAUCGUCUCAAUUGUCACAUUUGUCACAGCAACAAUUAGCAGAAACAGUAUCCGUUAUGCAUGUAUCACCUACAAGCAGUCCUACUGGAUUAGCCUCUAUGAUGCAAUGGGAUUCAUACAGUGAAAUGCUGAAUGAAUCAAGCAAACCAUUUGCAGAGCCUGAAAAUAGAGCCACGGAAAUGUUUCUUAGUAAUUCGAUGAUUGCCACAUAUGAAAAUGAAGAUUAUUUAGUGGAACAUGAAGAAAUUGCAAGCGACAAAAAUGGAUACGUCUCGAAAUCAUCACAAUCAUCAUUAUCAACAUUAUCAUCUAUCAGUCAUAAUAUGCAAAUUAUGCGACCAUCUGAGCUUUAUUUAGAUACUUAUGAUUCAAUGGAACUGACUAGUACCACAUCUGAGGUACCAUCUGAACCAAAUGUUCAACAAAUAGAUAUAUCUGAGGUACCAUCUCAGUCAAAUAUUCAACAAAUAGCUAUAUCUCAGGUACCAUCUCAAUCAAAUAUUCAACAAACAGCUAUAUCUGAACCGAAUAUUCAACAGCUAGUUAUACCUGAAGUACCAUCUGAACAGAAUGUUAUAUACUAUCAAAAUAUUCCAAUUCAUAGCUUACAUCAGCAAACGGUUGAAACGGAAAAUGCUUUGCAAAAUUUGCUUAAUGCACCGGAAUCAAUUAUCAGUCAUGAAUUACCACCAGCAGUUGUUGAUGAUAAUUAUUGUUUUGUAAUUGAUGGUGAAACAAUUGGAUCAGAAGCAAUGUUACACGAUGAUAUUCAUUGGAGUCAUACAAGUCGUCCAACGCAAUACUUUUAUUCGGAUGACUUACGUCACUUUCAACGUGUUAAUUGUAUUAAAGCUAAAGGAAAAAUUAUUGCUGUAAAAAUUAUCGGUUCGAAAGCGCAAACAUUUAAUUCAAUACAUUCAAUUCGAUCAACAAUUCCCAUACAUCAGUCACAUUCAGUUGAUUCAAUUUCAACUCGUUCAUCAAUUACAAGUGCUUUUCGUCAUGAUAACAUACCAUUGGUACAGGUAUACGUCGUUACACGUAUUUAUAGUUUCUGGAAAACGUGUCCAUCAUUUCGUCGUAUUGUUACGCUACUGGAUAAAGUGAACGAAACUGAAAUUAAAAAUACGCAUUUUCAUAAACGAAUAUUUGUGCAACAUAUUUGGCGUAAUACAAAACAAUCAGAUAAAGAACGCGUGAAAUGUGAAUUUAAUCGUGAUCUUGCUAGAAUUGCUAGAUCUAAAAUAAGUAAUAAUAAAAAAUCAACAAAAUUUACCUAUCGAUAA
Messenger RNA from Brugia malayi, 2961 nucleotides. RefSeq lists its product as uncharacterized. The record is from RefSeq and is a predicted model, not a curated record. Lineage: Eukaryota; Metazoa; Nematoda; Chromadorea; Rhabditida; Onchocercidae. The transcript is spliced from 18 exons. Gene Ontology annotation, cellular component: membrane. Gene Ontology annotation, biological process: stabilization of membrane potential; potassium ion transmembrane transport. Gene Ontology annotation, molecular function: potassium ion leak channel activity. Bases 1 to 2961 code for a protein of 986 amino acids.